Molecule: messenger RNA, 1711 nt
Organism: Rhea pennata
Lineage: Eukaryota; Metazoa; Chordata; Aves; Rheiformes; Rheidae
Gene: RGS19
Product: regulator of G protein signaling 19
Exons: 5
Coding region: 135-734 (199 amino acids)
Source: RefSeq, a predicted model, not a curated record
GGCACGGCUCGCCCGCUGCCCGGCCGCGGCGGCGCGCGCCGGACGGGCCCCCGCGGCGGCACCCGUCCACGUCCGCCGUGCAUGAGGCCGGGACGCAGCACGCAGGACCCGCGUCCGCAGAGCCACCCCUUCCGAUGUCCCGGCAUGAGGCUUCUCCGACAACGGUGCAACCCGCCGGCAGCCAGCGCCCCAACGCCUGCUGCUUCUGCUGGUGCUGCUGCUGCAGCUGCUCGUGGAACGAGGACCGGGAGCGAGCAUGGAGGGCGUCUCGGGAGACCAAACUGGAGACCAUCCCAAACUGUGAAGCCUGCGCCAGACCCACGGCCGAGGAGGUGCGGGGCUGGGCGCAGUCCUUCGACAAGCUGAUGAAGAGCCCGGCGGGCCGCAACGUCUUUCGGGAGUUCUUGCGGACUGAGUACAGCGAGGAGAACAUGCUCUUCUGGCUAGCGUGCGAGGAGCUCAAAAACGAGUGCAACAAGCACAGCAUCGACGAGAAGGCGCGGGUGAUCUACGAGGACUACAUCUCCAUCCUCUCGCCCAAGGAGGUGAGCCUGGACUCGCGGGUGCGGGAGGUCAUCAACCGGAAGAUGCAGGAGCCGUCCUCGCACACCUUCGACGACGCGCAGCUGCAGAUCUACACGCUGAUGCACAGGGACUCGUACCCCCGCUUCCUGAACUCGGCCAUUUACAAAGCGCUGCUCCAGAGCGUCUCCCGCGCCUCCUCGGAGGCCUAGGGGCGCCGCGGGGGGGGGGGGGGGGGGGGCCGCACCGGCCCGGGGCGGCCGCCACCCCAGUUUUUAGCUUUUUACCUAUGAACCGUCCGUCUGUCCGUCCGUCCGCCCGGGCAGCGGUCCCCGCGCGGGCGCCCCGCAGGCCUGGCUCGUACUACUGAAGCGCUGCCCCGGCGGGGGGCCGGGGGGGGGACACACCGGUCCCCCGACCCAGGCUCUGCUCCCGGAGGUCACUUUACCCCCUGCCCGCCGCCCCCGGGGCCGCGGUGAGUCCCCGCAUCCCCCCGCCCCGAGCCCCGGUUGGGGACCGGUUUUGGGGGGCUUGAGGGCAGGGGGGGAUUGUUGUUGUUUUGAUUUUUUUUAUUAUUAUUUUAAAUGCUUUUUUGUUGGCUUUUAUCAAGGGGUGGGGGGGGGGAUAAGCAGCUGUACAUAUAAAAACUUGACAGGUUUACAUCGCUCCGUCUGUUUGCAGCGGCCCCGGGGGGCGGGCGGCGUUCCGGCCCCUUCCCGUGGGCUCGGAGCCGGAGCCGGACGGGAGGGAGCCUCUUCACACUGGUACGGCCAGGAAACCACCAGCGGUGGAGCGGGGAAGGGGGGCAGGCUCUGGGGCUCAUCCUCUCCCCGUGCCCCCCGCCCCCCGGACUCCCCAUAUCCAGCUGCCCCGGGCCAGCGACUCGGAGCGGGCGGAAAAACCCACGCGGUUAUCGUUCACCCGCCGGCACAAACUCGCAGGCGCCCCGGAGGAGCCGGGCUCCGCGCGGGACGGGAAGCGGCCCGGGGAGGGCACGCAGCACCCGCGCAUUUCCGCACGGCACGAGGAGUCGCUUACCCGAGCGCCGGCUCCCAGAACUGGACCAUUUCGGCCCGCAGCAGCCCCCGCGCGCCCCACGGCCGCCACCGCGGCCUUCGCCUUCGCCGGCCGCACAAAGCAGCCCGUGGUUUCACACCCAUCUCCCCCCUCCAUCCCUUUCGGGGGCGGG